This is a messenger RNA of Cercocebus atys (sooty mangabey), 753 nucleotides long. RefSeq lists its product as uncharacterized. NCBI's taxonomy places the organism in Eukaryota, Metazoa, Chordata, Mammalia, Primates, Cercopithecidae. Gene Ontology annotation, cellular component: nucleolus. The record is from RefSeq and is a predicted model, not a curated record.
AUGGCAGGCAGCGCUUGCUACAUGCCCCACGCAGAGGCGGCAAGUCCUGCUGGAGAGUCUCAAAGGAAGAGCUCCUCCAGUGGCCUUGAAUUUCGCCAGGUUGUGCAGGAUGAGUGGGAUUUAGUCAGUGAACAGUCCGGCAAGGGCGCCUCCCCUGGGGAAUCAAAGCACGGGAUGGGUGGGGAAGGGCCCAGGCUGGCCCAGGGAAUGGUGAGUCCUAUGUGUGAGAGCUACACCUCCAGCGCUAGUGGAGAAGUGAAGCCUCUGGAGAGAAAGCGUUGGUUGAUGGUGAAAGCACAUGGGGGUAUCUCUGAAAGCUGGGGAGCCCCACCUCGGUCUCACUGUCUGAGCGCCCACCGUGGCAUUUCAGACAUGGAGAGGGCUGAGGAAAAAAUUCUGCUGCCUACCGAACUGCAGGCUAGUGACCUGGGGGCCUACAAGCAGGUCCAGAAGGGACCCCUGAAGCCAAAGGGCAUCGCAGAGCUUGGAGUGACCAAGCAGAAGAAGAAAAAGAAGCACAAAGACAAGGCACAACAGGAAGCGAUGGGAACAAGCAAAAAGAAUGAGGAGGAGAAGUGGUGCGACCUGGACAGGCUGACCCCAGCCCAGGAGAAAGUGCAGGAGAAGCGACAAAUGGAAAGGAUCCUGAAGAAAGCAUCCCAGACCCGCAAGCAGAGAGAGGAAGACUUCAGCAGACGCCUGGACACACACACGGAGCAUCGCGACACCCCCAGAGUCAGCUGGACCCUGUAA